UAGGGAAGGGGGUGUGUCCGGUGUUGCGGCGCGGAAGUGACGCCAUCACGCUGGGGGCGGUGAGCGGAAAGAAGGAAGCGACCAUCUUUAGUGGCGGCGGCAGCGGCGGCGCGUCCCGAUGCCGGCGGAGAAGAUGGCGCUGGACGGGCCCGAGCAGAUGGAGAUGGAUGACGGGAAGGGCGGCACGGGACUGCGGCAGUACUACCUGUCCAAGAUUGAGGAGCUGCAGCUCAUUGUGAACGAGAAAAGCCAGAACCUGCGACGCCUGCAAGCGCAGAGAAAUGAGUUGAACGCUAAAGUGCGUCUGCUGCGGGAGGAGCUGCAGCUGCUGCAGGAGCAGGGCUCCUACGUCGGGGAGGUGGUGAGAGCCAUGGACAAGAAGAAAGUGCUCGUCAAGGUGCACCCGGAGGGGAAGUUCGUGGUGGAUGUGGACAAGAACAUCGACAUUAAUGACGUGAGUGUCCUGGGGACGUGGCUGGGCCCUUCUUGUCCCCUCCCCGCCAUGGGGACGCUGAGCUCCCCUCUGCUCUGGCGGCAGGUGACGCCAAACUGCCGCGUGGCCCUGCGCAACGACAGCUACACACUGCACAAGAUCCUGCCCAACAAAGUGGAUCCUCUGGUGUCCCUGAUGAUGGUGGAGAAGGUGCCGGAUUCCACCUACGAGAUGAUCGGGGGCUUGGACAAGCAGAUCAAGGAGAUCAAGGAAGUGAUCGAGCUGCCGGUCAAACACCCAGAGCUUUUUGAGGCGCUGGGGAUUGCCCAGCCCAAGGGGGUGCUGCUCUAUGGCCCCCCCGGCACAGGGAAGACCCUGCUGGCCAGGGCCGUGGCCCAUCACACCGACUGCACCUUCAUCCGCGUCUCAGGCUCCGAGCUGGUGCAGAAGUUCAUUGGGGAAGGCGCCCGCAUGGUGCGGGAGCUGUUUGUGAUGGCGCGGGAACACGCGCCCUCCAUCAUCUUCAUGGACGAGAUCGACUCCAUCGGCUCCUCACGCCUGGAAGGGGGCUCGGGGGGGGACAGCGAGGUGCAGCGUACCAUGCUGGAGCUCCUCAACCAGCUCGACGGCUUUGAGGCCACCAAGAACAUCAAGGUGAUCAUGGCCACGAACCGAAUCGACAUCCUGGACUCUGCUCUGCUGCGCCCCGGCCGCAUCGACAGGAAGAUUGAGUUCCCCCCGCCCAAUGAAGAGGCCCGCCUGGACAUCCUCAAGAUCCACUCCCGGAAAAUGAACCUGACACGGGGCAUAAACCUGCGCAAGAUCGCGGAGCUGAUGCCGGGGGCGUCGGGCGCGGAGGUGAAGGGGGUGUGCACAGAAGCCGGGAUGUACGCACUGCGGGAGAGGCGGGUGCACGUCACGCAGGAAGACUUUGAAAUGGCUGUUGCCAAGGUGAUGCAGAAGGACAGUGAGAAGAACAUGUCCAUCAAGAAGCUGUGGAAGUAAUGGUGGAGCUGGGGCUGUGUUGUCUGGAAUAAAGUGCUGCUCUGGUCA
This is a messenger RNA of Columba livia (rock pigeon), 1486 nucleotides long. It is a transcript of the gene PSMC5, whose product is annotated as proteasome 26S subunit, ATPase 5. NCBI's taxonomy places the organism in Eukaryota, Metazoa, Chordata, Aves, Columbiformes, Columbidae. The coding region runs from base 119 to 1438 and encodes 439 amino acids. The transcript is spliced from 11 exons. Gene Ontology annotation, biological process: proteasome-mediated ubiquitin-dependent protein catabolic process. Gene Ontology annotation, cellular component: proteasome regulatory particle, base subcomplex. The record is from RefSeq and is a predicted model, not a curated record. Gene Ontology annotation, molecular function: ATP binding; proteasome-activating activity; ATP hydrolysis activity.